AUGGAUCUAGGAACCGCCAUGCCUAGGUCCGGAGGUGAACGCAUUUAUCUAGAGCGAAUUUUCAAAAAGCCAUACAUGCCAGCGACAUGCAUGUUCAUGAGCUAUGUUGUACUUCUUGGUUUCUCUACGCCUAAUUGUAUCGUACUGGGAGAGUACGUGAUGUACAUAUUGGGGAUCGAAGCCAAUCGCUGGAAUGUUCGUCUCGUAGCAGUUGGAGUGAUCAGCGUUAUUUGCUUUAUCCACGCGCAGUGUCAAAAGACCGGAUUACGGAUAAUCAAUAUUCUUGGAGUUGGUAAAAUGGUUAUUUUAGUGGUCAUCAUUCUAUCUGGCAUUGCGGGAGUUUAUAUGGGCGUUGGUUCCUCAUCGUCACCUCUACCUGUUACACCAAGACGACUGCGACCAGAUGGCUACCUUCCAUUCGAUCAGGAAAGGUAUUUCACUACCGCUCAAAAGAACUUCUCAAACCUCUUUGCUGGCUCAUCCACGCAACCCCACGAUUACGCAACAGCGCUUCUCAAAGUCUUAUAUUGCUACCGCGGUUACAGUACGGCUAACCAGGUCUUGGGUCAAGUUCGAAAUCCAAUUCAAACUCUUAAACGCACAGCACCAAUCGCUUUAUUUUUGGUCUCAACCGCAUACAUCUGUGCAAACAUCGCAUACUUCGCAGUAGUCUCACGGGAAGAAUUUAGCUCCUCUGGCGCUCUCAUCGCGGGCCAUUUCUUUCGUAAUGUUUUCGGCCAAAGAGUGGGUGAGAAUAUCCUGCCUCUUCUCAUCAUCAUCUCAGCAUUUGGGAAUAUUGCCGCAACAUCUUUCGCCCAAGCGAGAGUCAACAUGGAAUUGGGUCGAGACGGAAUUUUGCCUAUUGCAAAUUUCUUCAAAAUCCAAAGAGCCAGGGGCAGAGCCGACGCCCAAGCAGAAGAUCAAAAUGCCACACCUGGUCUAUUCCUCCAUUGGCUUAUCUCAGUCCUUUUCAUCAUGCUCCCGCCACCAGGAGAAAUCUACAAUUUCCUUGUGGACAUAGGCGGCUACACGGUGUCUGCUAUAUCUGUAGCUAUCUCGCUUGGCCUUCUAUACCUCCAAAUGACACCUUCAGAAAACUGGAAAGGCCACCACGGUUGCGAAGCGAAGAGAAUAUACACCAUCAUUUUUGCCGCCAGUAAUAUUUUGUUAUUAGUCUUGCCAUGGAUUAAACCUAGCGAGGUUCUAGGUGGUGGUGAGAGAUUUCAGUGGUAUGCCUACCCGUCGACCAGUUUGGCAAUUCUUGGGCUGGGUGUCGUGUACUGGGUUUGGUGGGCGAAGAUUAGACCUAUUGUUUUUUCUGAGGAAGGAAUGGAAUUGUUGAAGGUUCAGCAGAGACGGUACGAUAGUCCUGAACUUAUACCGAUGAUGGGUUCUGAAAGUGGGGAGGAAGAGGACCUUAUUAAUGAGCGGUUGAGGAUGAGACUCUCCGCGGGUUCUUUACAAAACCUGUAUAUGUGA
Molecule: messenger RNA, 1479 nt
Organism: Hymenoscyphus albidus
Lineage: Eukaryota; Fungi; Ascomycota; Leotiomycetes; Helotiales; Helotiaceae
Source: the annotation of a GenBank genome assembly